Messenger RNA from Jatropha curcas, 2060 nucleotides. RefSeq names its product cationic amino acid transporter 5. The record is from RefSeq and is a predicted model, not a curated record. Gene Ontology annotation, biological process: amino acid transport; transmembrane transport. Gene Ontology annotation, cellular component: plasma membrane. Lineage: Eukaryota; Viridiplantae; Streptophyta; Magnoliopsida; Malpighiales; Euphorbiaceae. Gene Ontology annotation, molecular function: L-glutamate transmembrane transporter activity; L-lysine transmembrane transporter activity.
AGAGAUUCCAUGGAAGAACAGGGUGGUGAAGUCCAACACAGAAGUUAUUGGAGAUUCAGCAAACAAGAUUUCUUACCAGAAGAAUCAUUUCAAAGCUGGGCUAACUACCGAUCUGCACUAGCACAAACGGGUUUUCGUUUCAAGGAUCGACUCAUAAGUCGAUCAGACGAUGCUAAAGAGAUUGGAGAACUCCGGAAACAAAGUGAGAAUGAUAUGAAACGAUGUCUCACUUGGUGGGAUCUCACUUGGUUUGGAUUUGGUGCAGUAAUAGGAGCUGGUAUCUUCGUGCUCACCGGCCAAGAAGCCCACAACCAUGCAGGACCUGCUAUUGUGUUGUCCUAUGUUGCUUCUGGAUUUUCAGCAAUGCUAUCUGUUUUCUGUUACACCGAAUUUGCAGUUGAAAUACCGGUGGCUGGUGGAUCAUUUGCUUAUUUGAGAAUUGAAUUAGGAGACUUUGUGGCAUUCAUAACGGCAGGAAAUAUACUUCUUGAAAGCAUCGUUAGCAGCGCAGCAGUUGCUAGAGCAUGGACUUCCUACUUCACGACUCUUUUGAAUCGUCAUCCAAAUUCUCUACGCAUCCAUACAAAUCUAAGCGAAGGCUUCAAUCUGUUGGACCCCAUUGCUGUUGGGGUUUUAGUCAUUGCUGCAACAAUCGCAAUGAUUAGCACAAGGAAAACUUCAUUACUUAACUGGAUAGCAACUCUAAUCAAUACUUCAAUAAUUUUAUUUGUGAUAAUUGCAGGGUUUGCCCAUGCAAACACUUCCAAUUUGAAACCGUUUUUGCCUUUUGGAGCUGAAGGGAUCUUUAAGGCAGCUGCCAUUAUUUACUUUGCCUAUGGAGGAUUUGACAGUAUUGCCACCAUGGCAGAAGAAACCAAAAACCCAUCAAGAGACAUACCAUUAGGACUUGUUGGAUCAAUGUCAAUUAUCACUGUGAUAUACUGCUUGAUGGCACUUUCACUAAGCAUGAUGCAGAAAUACACAGAUAUAGACACAAAUGCAGCUUACUCUCUUGCAUUUCAGAGCGUAGGGAUGAAUUGGGCAAAGUACCUGGUAGCACUUGGUGCACUGAAGGGGAUGACCACUGUUCUUCUAGUAGGGGCACUUGGACAAGCACGGUAUACUACUCAUAUUGCACGAGCCCACAUGAUUCCUCCUUGGUUUGCUCUUGUCCAUCCGAAGACUGGAACACCAAUAAAUGCCACACUUCUGAUUACCAUUUCGAGUGCUAUCAUUGCCUUUUUCUCAAGCCUGGAUAUCUUGUCAAGCUUGUUAUCACUGAGUACCCUAUUUAUCUUCAUGAUGAUGGCUGUUGCACUUCUGGUGAGGAGGUACUAUGUGCGGGAAACCACACCGCAAAUAAACCUCAUUAAGUUAGUCGCCUUUCUGCUGAUUAUUAUUGCAUCCUGCAUGGGGACUGCUGCUUACUGGGGAUUGAAGCCCAGUGGAUGGUUUGGAUAUGUCAUUACUGUUCCUCUUUGGUUCCUCGGCACUAUGGGGAUACAUAUGAUUCUACCUCAGCAGAGAAAGCCAAAGGUUUGGGGAGUUCCACUUGUUCCAUGGCUUCCGUCCUUGUCAAUUGCAACAAACAUAUUUCUCAUGGGAUCUUUGGGUUAUAAGGCUUUUGAGAGAUUCGGGAUCUGCACAAUUGUAAUGUUGCUUUAUUAUGUUUUCCUUGGUCUCCAUGCAACUUACGACAUGGCCCAUCCGCAAUAGAAACCAGAAUCGUUUGAAGAGAAGGAUGACAACAUUAAAAGAGAAGGACCUUGAGCCAUUGUUAUCCCUUACCCUGCAAUACCCAAUCUUCAUAUUAAGACACCUUCUGAAACUAAUAAUCCGAAGCACACAUCACAUUAUAACCCACUCAUCAAUAAUACUUGAUGUUUAAAGUCAGUAGACAUCCAAACCCACCAAAACUCGUAGUUGGCUUAAAGCCUUACACCAAUCAUCAGCUUUAACUGUUUCAGAUUUUUAGCAUGCUCAUAAUGAAUUGACAAAGCAUAUGUAAAAAUAUUUCAGUGUAUACAUUUUGUCAAUGAUAUAGUUCUGAUACAAGAAAA